UGUGGGGCAAAGUCUACUGGGGGAGUGGCACCAUGGGAGCUCCAUGGGGAGAGGGUGCCAAACACCGCGGCCGUGCCAGUGCCCACGGGGGUGGUGAUACACACUAUGGCCAAGCAGCUGCUGGUGGCCUAUGGCGUGUGGGCUCUUGGGGGGCCGCUGGGGUUGCACCACCUCUACCUGGGCCAGGCCAGCCGCGCACUGCUCUGGAUGCUCACACUGGGUGGCUUUGGUGCCGGCUGGCUCUGGGACGUGUGGCACCUCCUGAGCUGGGUGGCCAUGGCCAACGGGGCUCCCGUGGCCCGCACCAGGCCUGUACUGGCGCUCAGUGCCCUGCACCUGGCUGGCCAGGUGUGGGUGGGGGUGUACUUCGGGCUAGCUGCGGCGCUGGGGCUGCCGGGGGUACCGGCGAUGCUGGCGCAGCCCCUGGCCGUGGGGCUCGGGGUGCAACUGGUGGCCUCGGUAGGGGACCAGACAUCGGAGGCCCCCCGCACGGUGGCCGCAGCCUUAGGCGCCCUCCUCCUGUUCCAACGCCGGGUGCUGGCGCUGUUGCCCAUCAGCGUGGCCGCUGCCAUCGCCGCCCAGCGGCACCGGGGCUACCGGCACCGCGGGACGUCGCGGCCCCGGCUGCGAGCCCGGCUCUACCGCCUGGCGCUGGCGCUUGUGGCCUUUGCCGUACCGCUCGCCUGCCGCGGGCUCAGCGGGGAGCUGGCGCUGGCCAGUGCGGUCACUGAGCUCCUGCUCCUGCCCCUCCGCGCUGGGCGGCUCCUGGCUGAGGUCUUGGGCUUUGCUGGAGGCUUCCAGGGAUGUGGCGCCAGCACCGAAAGGAGCGAGCGGCAGCGGAGGGCGUUUUGAGCCCCCUCUCGCCCGCAGGUCUUGGGUCUCCCACCCGGCUCCUCCAUCGAGGCCGUGCACCGGAGCUACCGGGAGCUGGUGAAGCUUUGGCACCCGCACCACAACCAGCACCACACAGAGGAGGCCGAGCGGCGCUUCAUCGAGCUGCUGGAGGCCUACGAGGAGCUGGCAGGGCCCAGGAGAGCCCCGGGGUGAUGCUGGGGCGCGUGAACACGAGUUUCCCUCUC
This is a messenger RNA of Pezoporus flaviventris, 1079 nucleotides long. RefSeq names its product DnaJ heat shock protein family (Hsp40) member C22 (gene DNAJC22). Gene Ontology annotation, cellular component: plasma membrane; early endosome. The transcript is spliced from 3 exons. Gene Ontology annotation, biological process: endocytosis. The record is from RefSeq and is a predicted model, not a curated record. NCBI's taxonomy places the organism in Eukaryota, Metazoa, Chordata, Aves, Psittaciformes, Psittacidae.